UGACGGGUGCUUGGCAGCUGCGCCGAGGGCCGCAGGAUCCGGAGUGGAUCCGCAGAGGCUGAGGCCCGAGAACCUCGCUCGGGGCCGCACCUGCCGUCGGGCCCCGGCUUGUGGCCGCGGCUGCUCCAGCCUCGGGGAAAGCCCGGGCCGGCCGGACAUGGUGCAAGGCGCGCUUCGCUGCUGCUGCCGCUGAGCUCGCGGGUCAUUCCGGCUCGCACGUCCAGCAGGAAGAUGUUCUCCGCGUUGAAGAAGCUGGUGGGGUCGGAGCAGGCCCCGGGCCGGGACAAGAACAUCCCCGCCGGGCUACAGUCCAUGAACCAGGCGCUUCAGAGGCGCUUCGCUAAGGGGGUCCAAUACAACAUGAAGAUUGUGAUCCGGGGUGACAGGAACACGGGCAAGACUGCUCUGUGGCAUCGACUGCAAGGCAAGAAAUUUGUGGAAGAAUACAUCCCCACACAGGAGAUCCAGGUCACCAGCAUCCACUGGAGUUACAAAACCACUGAUGAUGUAGUGAAAGUUGAAGUCUGGGAUGUAGUUGACAAAGGAAAAUGUAAAAAACGAGGUGAUGGCUUGAAGAUGGAGAAUGAGCCCCAGGAGGCAGAGUCUGAAAUGGCCCUGGAUGCUGAGUUUCUGGACGUGUACAAGAACUGUAAUGGAGUGGUCAUGAUGUUUGACAUCACUAAGCAGUGGACCUUCAAUUAUGUUCUCCGGGAGCUUCCCAAAGUGCCAACCCAUGUGCCGGUGUGUGUGCUGGGCAACUACCGUGACAUGGGUGAGCAUCGAGUCAUUCUGCCAGACGAUGUGCGUGACUUCAUUGACCACCUGGACAGACCUCCUGGUUCCUCCUAUUUCCGAUACGCUGAGUCUUCCAUGAAGAACAGCUUUGGCCUAAAGUACCUGCAUAAGUUCUUCAACAUCCCAUUUUUGCAGCUACAGAGGGAGACCCUGCUGAGGCAGCUGGAGACAAACCAACUAGAUAUCGAUGCCACACUAGAGGAGCUGUCUGUGCAGCAGGAAACUGAGGACCAGAACUACAGCAUCUUCCUUGAAAUGAUGGAGGCUCGAAGUCGAGGCCACGCAUCCCCUUUGGCAGCCAAUGGGCAGACCCCAUCAUCAGGCUCCCAGUCGCCAGUUGUGCCUCCAAGUGCCGUGUCCACAGGGAGCUCCAGCCCCAGUACACCCCAGCCUGCCUCCCAGCUGUCCCUUGGUGUCUCCUCCCCCUGUCCCUCAGCACCAUCUCCCGUACCCCCACUGGAGGCUAUGCCCUCCUCUGUACACCCUUCAGCCCCAGCUCCAGCCCAGCGUCGCAGUAUCAUCUCUCGGCUUUUUGGGACCUCAUCAGCUGCAGAAGUGACCCCUUCAACUCCAGAGCCAGCUCCAGCUCUAGAGGCCCCAACAAAAGUCCAAAAUGUUGAGGAUUUUGUCCCUGAAGAUGGCCUUGAUCGAAGCUUCCUAGAAGACACAACCGUGCCUAAAGACAAGAAGAAAAUUGAAGCCAAAGGCCUACAGCAGGAUAGUGACAGCGAUGCUGGAGAUGUCAUAGGAGGGAACCCCAUGGUGGCAGGUUUCCAGGAUGAUGUGGAUAUAGAAGACCAGCCACAUGGCAAAUCCCUGCUACCUUCAAACCCCAUUCCCAGUAAGAACAUCAGUCUUUCAAGUGAGGAGGAAGCUGAAGGACCAGCAGGCUACCCCAGAGUAGCUCCUCAGCAAUGUUCAGAGCCUGAGAUAAAAUGGUCCUCCACCAAGGCCUCACAUCCACAAAAGAAGGGAGCUCCCACACGAGCCAUACCACCAUGGUCAGAUGGUCUCACCACUGGCUCAGAGCCUGAACUCAGCAGUAUCAAGCCACCCACUGAUGGCGCUCCUAGGCCUCAGGAAGGGAAGGACAAACAGGUGUCAUCAGAAAGUGAUCCUGAGGGGCCCAUUGCUGCCCAGAUGCUGUCUUUCGUCAUGGAUGACCCUGACUUUGAAAGUGAUGAGUCAGACACACAGAGGAGAAUGGGGCCGUUCCCAAUAAGAGAAGACUUCUCUGAUAUAAGUGAUGAGGAUACUGGGCCCUCUCAGCCACCCGUGCCCUCCAAGCCAGCAGUCCCUGCUUUCAAACUGAAGAAUGAUUCAGAUCUCUUUGGGCUGGGUCUGGAGGAGACAGGACCCAAGGAAAGCAGUGAUGAAGAUAAAGACAGCAAACUUCCCUCUAAGGAGAAGAAGAAGAAGAAGAAGAAGAAAGGCAAAGAGGAGGAAGAAAAGGCUACAAAGAAGAAAAGCAAACAUAAGAAAAGCAAGGACAAGGAAGAGGGCAAGGAGGAUCGGAGAAAGAAAAGGAAGCCUCCUCGGAGCAAGGAGCAGAAGGCUGCAGAUGAGCUGGAAGCCUUCUUGGGAGGCGGGGCCCCUGGCAGCCGCCACCUUGGAGGUGGGGACUAUGAGGAGCUCUAGGCAUGCCAGGGGCAGUUAAUUGUCCUGGGAAGAAGGGUACUGCCAGUGGCUGAUUGGGAAGGCUGCUGUCUAUGCACUCGAAUUCCCAGGACCACUCUGCCACCUAUGUACCCCAGCCAUUGUGUCUGCCCCUGUGUGGUCUGGCCCACUCUACAUUAAUGUUUGUCCUGGAGACCUUGGGUCAGGCACUGCAGGUGCUGGGCCUCAACCUAGCAGAAGCCUGCUCUGCAGGGAGGGAGGGGACAGAAUAAAGUUGCAGCUGGCUUGGUGGAUCACCUGGCCCUCCCCAGAUAGAGCUGCAGCCAGUCCCCGGUGUUUCUCAGGGAUGUGCCUGGGGCCGAGAAGGGACCCACCAGGGUCUGUUUACAGAGGCAGGAUGUGGGGUUGCUUGGCUUCUCAAAUGUUAACCACCCAGUCCCACUCCUGCUUGCCUUCCUGAGCUCUCCCAGGACCACAGCAUGGCUUGGGUUGUGGACCUUCUUCCCCAUGGAUCCAGAGUAGAGCAGGGUCCUGCCCUGAGCAGAUGUGUACUCAGGAGGGCAUGGCAGCAUCUGCUACUGCAAAGUGGCCCAGGCCCUCCACUGGUUAAGACUGGCAAGAGAACACAAUGUACCUCCUCUCCUGUGGGAGAGGCACUGACAGCCUGCCACUGUGUGCCAGCUGCGCCUCUGCCUGUUGAGCGCCUGCGCAGGUGAGCGUAGCGAGCGCUUUCUUAGACACUCCACCCAGACUAUAAAACUCUCCGAUUUUA
Psammomys obesus (fat sand rat) is the source of this 3184-nucleotide messenger RNA. RefSeq names its product RAB, member RAS oncogene family like 6 (gene Rabl6). Gene Ontology annotation, cellular component: cytosol; nucleus. NCBI's taxonomy places the organism in Eukaryota, Metazoa, Chordata, Mammalia, Rodentia, Muridae. The record is from RefSeq and is a predicted model, not a curated record. The transcript has 15 exons. Gene Ontology annotation, molecular function: GTP binding. The coding region runs from base 232 to 2433 and encodes 733 amino acids.